GGAAAAAUACAUAGUUAGCUACAAGCAGAGGAUAGGACGAACCAAACUCAACUUACAGAGAAGAGAGAAGAGAAGAGAAGAGGAGAAAAUCCUUUUACCAGAGUGAGUUGUUCAAAUGGCGUCCAAGUUGUGCGACUCCUGCAAAUCAGCCACGGCCACUCUCUUUUGCCGGCCUGACUCUGCGUUUCUCUGCUCUAAUUGUGACUCCAAAAUCCACGCGGCCAACAAGCUCGCCUCGCGUCACGCUCGGGUUUGGGUGUGUGAAGUCUGCGAACAAGCGCCAGCUCAUGUCACCUGCAAGGCCGAUGCGGCGGCUCUAUGCGUCACCUGCGACAGAGACAUCCACUCCGCUAACCCUCUAGCUCGCCGACAUCAGCGGGUCCCUUUGACCCCCUUCUACGAUUCCGUCAACUCAGUCCCACCCGUCAAGCCCAACGGAGCCUAUAACUUUUUGGACGAGCGUUACUUCUCGGACCGGGAUGGAGACGCUGUCGUGAGCACGGAGGAAGCCGAGGCGGCCUCGUGGCUGCUUCCCAACCCCAACCAUAAGGUUGUGGAGAGCGCGGACGUGAAUACGGCUCAAUACGUGUUCUCGGAGAUGGAUCCGUAUCUGGAUCUGGAGUAUGGGCCUGUGGAUCCGAAAAUUGAAGCUCAGGAGCAGAACAGCUCUGGAACUGACGGAGUGGUCCCUGUCCAAAGAAAGGGCGUCCAAGCUCCGCUGGCUAACGAUCACUGCUACGACAUGGACUUCACUGGUUCCAAACCCUUCGCUUAUGGCUACAACCCUCAUUGUCUAAGCCACAGUGUAUCAUCAUCAUCGUUGGAUGUUGGGGUGGUGCCAGAGGGAAGUACGAUGAUGGACAUAUCAGACCCGUAUGGAAGAUGGGCAGAGUCAACGCAUCAGACGCUGCAGCUUUCAUCAGCGGACAGAGAAGCGAGGGUGCUGAGGUACAGAGAGAAGAAAAAGAACAGAAAAUUCGAGAAGACAAUCCGUUAUGCCUCCAGAAAAGCUUACGCAGAGAUGCGGCCUAGGAUUAAAGGAAGGUUCGUGAAGCGCACUGACAUCGAAGUCGAAGUGGAACGCAGUAACAUGUAUGGAUUCGGAGCCGUUCCGUCGUUUUGAAAUGAACGUCUCCGCUCUCCAACCUAAUCCGCUUCUGCUGUAGUAAUAUUUUAUGUUAACUUUUUGGAAUUCUAAUUUUCAAGUGUUUUAAUUCACUUCGCUACUCACUGGUCAAUGUUUAUAUAUGUAAUUCUCUCUUUUGUCCCGAGGGUUUAUGGGAGAAGGAUUUGGGUUUUUAGGUUUCUUUUUUUUUUUUUUUUUUUUGGCAGUUUAUUAAAUUGAUGUUUCUGUUCUAUAUACAAGUAGGUGACGAAGGUAAUGUAAUCCAACCAACGAUUUGAUUUUGUACAUGUUUUAAUGUAGCAAUUAGUGUUUUUUUCCCUCUUGCUUUUAUACUAUGUUGUUGCAUGUGGAUGGUGGUGAUGAUGAUG
Messenger RNA from Durio zibethinus, 1494 nucleotides. Its product is annotated as zinc finger protein CONSTANS-LIKE 4-like. NCBI's taxonomy places the organism in Eukaryota, Viridiplantae, Streptophyta, Magnoliopsida, Malvales, Malvaceae. The record is from RefSeq and is a predicted model, not a curated record. Gene Ontology annotation, biological process: regulation of flower development. Gene Ontology annotation, cellular component: nucleus. Gene Ontology annotation, molecular function: protein binding; zinc ion binding; DNA-binding transcription factor activity.